This is a messenger RNA of Arachis duranensis, 1511 nucleotides long. RefSeq names its product protein BASIC PENTACYSTEINE4. Gene Ontology annotation, biological process: response to ethylene. Gene Ontology annotation, molecular function: DNA-binding transcription factor activity; sequence-specific DNA binding. Lineage: Eukaryota; Viridiplantae; Streptophyta; Magnoliopsida; Fabales; Fabaceae. Bases 335 to 1246 code for a protein of 303 amino acids. Gene Ontology annotation, cellular component: nucleus. The record is from RefSeq and is a predicted model, not a curated record. The transcript is spliced from 3 exons.
GUUAAAACCUUUAACUAUUUUUCUAUAACCUUUUACUGUACCUUUACUCUUUCUUUUGUCUCUUUUUGACCUUUUUUUUUCCCCUCUGCUUUUCGGCAUCUCCUUUUUCCUUUGAUUGUCUGGUCUUGCAUUGUAUGCUUUGUUUUAAGCAUAUGCAAAAUUGGGAAACUGAAAGGCUUUUCUUCUUCUUCAUGUGCUCGAGGGUUGAAGGGUUUUAGUUCCAAAAAGAUUAGCUUCAAGAUUACUCAGCAAAAUGGAUGUAUUUUUCAUCUGGAAAUUAUUGAUUUACUAAACCCCUUGACUUUCACAUUUGCUGCUAAAUUAUCUGAAUGCAAUGGAUAGCAGCCAACAUGAAAAUGGUAGGCAUAACGUGGACUACUACAGAGGAGCACAUUCCCUGUGGAAUAUGGAUUCCCAGCAUCAAGUAAAGGAGCCAAAUGCAUUAGUCAUGAAUAAAAAAAUAAGGUCCAUUAUGGCUGAAAGGCAGGCUGCCAUUCUAGAACACGAACUAGAGGCUGCUAUAUCUGAAAAGAAUGAAGCCUUGGCUGCUCGUGAUUUGGCCCUUCGACAAAGGGAUGAAGCACUUGCGCAAAGGGAUAAUGCCCUAAAGGAACGGGAUAAUGCCCUCACAGCACUUAAAAGUCAGAACAUUUUCAAGUCAGGUGAUGGAGCUCAACGUGGAUCAAAGCGGAUGCGCCAAACUGCAUGCAGCCCAAAGGAUAUAUCCAGAAGGGAUGUCUCUCCAAUGACGGCUAAAGUUUCUGAAGCUGUCAAAUCUAAUCAAGCUAAAAGAAUGAAGGAUGAAAAUGUAAUUAAUUCUAAGGUAUCAAAACCACAUAGCAAGGCAAAGAAAAUGGGCGAGGAUUUAAAUAGGCAGGCAGCUUCUGAAGGGAUAAAGUUCAAAUCUGAAUGGGAUAUGCAGGAUGUUGGCUUGAAUUUGGUUGCAUUUGAUGAAACUAUCAUGCCUGUCCCAAUAUGCACCUGCACUGGAGUACCCCGGCAGUGCUACAAAUGGGGGAAUGGCGGAUGGCAGUCUUCUUGUUGUACCACGACGUUGUCAGUGUAUCCACUGCCACAGCUUCCAAACAAGCGCCACGCCCGCAUUGGGGGACGAAAGAUGAGUGGGAGUGUCUUUACAAGAUUGCUUAGUAGGUUUGCUUCGCAAGGUCAUGACUUAUCUACACCAUUGGAUCUUAAGAACUACUGGGCUAGACACGGAACAAAUCGGUACAUUACUAUCAAGUAGCUUGUAGGCAUUCAUUUGUAUGGAGUUAUGCUUUUCAUUUUGGACCCUCUUUUGACAUUUGAGAUCAUGCCUUGGUGAGUAAGAUAUGCUUGAAUUUUGUGAAUUCAUCGAGUGAAUUUGGUCAGAGGGUUGUUUCCAUCUCUUAUUUUUAGUUGGUUUGACCCAACUGAAAAUUGGAUAGUUGUAAGUUAUCAUGAUAUUUGUACAUGUGACUUUCAAGCUGAUAAGAAGUAGGAGUUGUGUAUGUUUCUAACUCUCUUGAGUA